AAACACGUGAUUGCCCCCUUGCGUGUCUACACGCCCUAACUGAAUCCGAAUCCCUGAUAUACGUUGGGCAGGUCGCAUACAUAGAUACGCUUCUCCUCCGAAGGCUUUCAAUUUCGACUUCUUCCCGCAAAUAAAAUCGAAUCGACCGGUGGGCUUUCACUCCGUGCUUCGGUGGAAAUCUAGGGCUCGAAGAAAUGCGGAUCAAUCAUCACAGCCUCGUAGGCUCCCACUUCCUGGAGUUGUGGAGGCAGAACUCUAGGAUGUCGACGGAGAUGGUGGUGGAGGAGGACGCCGAGCCGUCUCCAACGGAGCUCAACACCUUCAACUGCUCCGACGGAUUCUUGAAUAUGUUGCCGGACAAGCUCUCCGUGCGCUACACCGGCCUCGCCCUCCACGGCCAAGACGUCGGGGUCGUGCAGGCUAAUCGCCCUGCUCCGGUCAAGCGCCUCGUCUACUACUUCGAGAUCUUCGUCAAGAAUGCCGGAUCCAAGGGCCAGAUUGGCAUCGGAUUCAUCACAGAGGGUUUCAGGAUGCGCAGACAGCCCGGUUGGGAACCAAACAGUUAUGGUUAUCAUGGUGAUGAUGGAUUUCUUUAUCGUGGGCUUGGAAAGGGAGAGGCAUUUGGCCCUACUUAUACAGCUGGUGAUACAGUUGGUUGUGGUAUCAACUAUGCUUCACAAGAAUUCUUUUUUACUAAAAAUGGGAUUGUGGUGGGAACGGUGUACAAGGACUUGAAGGGUCCCUUAUUUCCUACUAUUUCCAUUCAUAGCCAAAAUGAGGAGGUCAGUGUCAAUUUUGGCAAGGAACCCUUUGUUUUUGAUCUUAAGGCAUAUGAAGCACAAGAAAGAGCAAAGCAACAGAUGAUGGUUGAGAAAAUUUCUUUACCACAUAAUGCCAGUUAUGAAUUAGUUCACUCCUACUUACUGCACUAUGGCUAUGAGGAUACACUCAAAUUAUUUGACAUGGCUAACAGAAGUUCUCUUCCUCCCAUCUCAUUGACUCAAGGAAAUGGUUUCCCCAAGCAGGACGACAUGUAUGCAUUAAACCAAAGGAAAACUCUUCGACAGUUGAUCAGGAGUGGUGAAAUUGAUGAAGCAUUUGAUAAACUUCAGAGUUGGUAUCCUCAAAUUAUUCAGGAUGAUACAUCUCCCAUUUGCUUUCUACUUCAUUGUCAACGAUUUAUCGAACUGAUUCGGGCUGGGAAAGUGGAAGAAGCUUUGGCAUAUGGAAGAGUUGAGUUCGAAAAAUUUAAUCAGUUGACAGAGCUUGAUGAUCUAGUUAAGGACUGUGCUACUCUGUUGGCAUAUGAACAACCACAGAAGUCCUCAGUGGGGUAUCUUCUUGAGGAGUCACAGCGGGAGAUUGUAGCUGAUGCUGUGAACGCAACAAUCUUGUCUGCAACUGCAAAUCCUAAUUUAAAAGAUUCACGGGUUUACUUGUAUUCGAAACUUGAGAAGUUACUCAGACAACUGACUGCUUGCUACAUGGAGAGGAGAUCCUUAAAUGGAGAUCAAGGUGAAGCUUUCCAUCUCCGCAGGGUACUUAACAGUGAUUAUAAGAAUUAGAGUUAUCUAAGAAUUUUUUAUGUUAUUCCUCAUCUCACCUUGUUCAUAUGUCCAGCGGACCGUCUGUUGAACCGACUUCAGAGGUAGUAAGACUUGUUUCUAGUGUCCAUAUAGCAGUCCAGGAUCCCUUCUUUAUUUAAAAUAAUGUUCUGUUUGUGGGUAAAUUUGGGCGUUUACUCUCCUGUAAGUUGUAUUGUCAUGAAUGAAACGGUGAAUGAAAUUUCAUAGGCUGUAAAGAAUGAUGAUUUCCACGCCAGACAGUUCGCUAGUUGUGGAUAUAGUUGAAGUCGUCCUCACAGUUCACAAUGGAAGUAUAACUUAGAUGUUGGCUCCUUCUGGUGAUACGUAGAAUCACACUUCAUUUUGAGGGAAAAUAUUCGAUGUAAUUGUGAUAGUAUUUCAUAUUGAGAUAAUAUCAAAACCCAAUUUUAUGUUACUAUA
Molecule: messenger RNA, 2006 nt
Organism: Diospyros lotus (date-plum)
Lineage: Eukaryota; Viridiplantae; Streptophyta; Magnoliopsida; Ericales; Ebenaceae
Product: ran-binding protein M homolog
Exons: 10
Coding region: 195-1565 (456 amino acids)
Biological process (GO): cell surface receptor signaling pathway; cytoskeleton organization
Cellular component (GO): cytoplasm
Molecular function (GO): protein binding
Source: RefSeq, a predicted model, not a curated record